Messenger RNA from Ziziphus jujuba (common jujube), 3721 nucleotides. RefSeq names its product U-box domain-containing protein 33. Lineage: Eukaryota; Viridiplantae; Streptophyta; Magnoliopsida; Rosales; Rhamnaceae. The coding region runs from base 745 to 3420 and encodes 891 amino acids. Gene Ontology annotation, biological process: protein phosphorylation; protein ubiquitination. The record is from RefSeq and is a predicted model, not a curated record. The transcript is spliced from 9 exons. Gene Ontology annotation, molecular function: ATP binding; protein kinase activity; ubiquitin-protein transferase activity.
GAGAGAGAGAGAGCAGUGGACCAAGGAAAUGGAGCCCGCCAUGGGAAUUUUUUAUGUAACUUCCGGGAGUAGAGUGAGAAAUAUUUUUGGGGAAUUGUUAUGAGAAAGAAAAAAAAGUCAGUUGGGAAAUUUGGUAGCAACAAUUUGUUUUUUUUUUUUUUUGGUUGCUCAAGACAAAGAAUCCCUUUUUAGUCCCUCCAAAUCAUACCCAUCAACACCUUCAAACCCAAAACCUUUUUUUCUCUGUGUUUGGUUGUUUUCUGGGUUCAAACUUUGAUAAAUCUCUUUAUAUUUUUUGUUCUUGGUACGUUUUCAUGGUGAUAGGAAAAGGAAACAAGAGAAUGAAAAAGAGAGCUGAAUUUUGAUAGAGUUGGGUUCUAGAAAGGGAAAGUUGAAUUGGGUUUUUGAUGAAAAAGGCGCUUUUUUUUUCCUUUUUUUUUCUUUGUUUUGGGUAAAGAAGAGGGAGAGUUUCUUGUAGAGAGAGAGAGAGGAUAGAAUUUGUUUGUUUGCUGGAGAUUUAGAGAGACAAAGUUGAAUUGGGUAAUGGGUAGAAUGUGAUUUUGUUGAUUGGGUUGCGUAUUCAGAGAGAGAGAGUUAUUGAGGUAGAGUGAGAAUUUUGAUUAAAGUUUCGCAACUGAAAAAAAAAAAUUUGCGUGGAAAAGGAAAAGUUUCUGAGAGAAAAUUCGAUUGAUUGAUUGGUUGGUAUGAAAAUUUCGAUGACGGAAUGCUUCAAGAUGUAGAACCAUGGCUGUGUUGAGUCCUGUUGCUUCAAUUUCGCAAAACGUGGAUCGAAUAAGGUAUCCUGACCUUUCAGACAUCAUGUCUAGUAGAGGAGAGAUCAUAGAGGAGCCAGUGACCCGGGUGGUCGAAAAUAUAAUAUACGUAGCGGUCGGAAAAGAUUUGAAAGAAAGCAAAUCAACGCUGGUUUGGGCUCUACAGAACUCAGGAGGGAAGAAGAUUGGCAUAAUUCAUGUUCAUGUGCCUGCACAAAUGAUUCCUCUGAUGGGUACAAAAUUCCCUGCAAGCUCACUGAAGGAACAGGAAGUUAAAGCAUACCGCGAAAUCGAAAGGCAAAACAUGCUCAAGAUCCUGGAUGAAUACCUUGUUCUUUGUCGGCGGAUGGGGGUACGGGCAGAGAAACUGUAUAUCGAAAUGGACAGUAUUGAAAAGGGAAUUGUUGAGCUCAUCUCCCAGCAUGAUAUCAGGAAACUAGUAAUGGGAGCAGCAGCAGACAAGUCACACUCAAGGAGAAUGAUGGACCUGAAAUCUAAGAAAGCAAUCUAUGUUCGGGAACAAGCACCUGUUUCUUGUCAUAUACAUUUUAUUUGCAAGGGUCACCUAAUUUAUACCAGGGAAGCUGUAGAUGGAGCUGUUGUUGAGGUCAAAGCUUCACCGCUGCAAUCAACUCCAAGUCUGAACUCUGAAACUGGACCGACACACUUGAGAUCGCAAUCUGUUAAUCUGGGGCAGAGUAAUCGAGUGAAACUCACCAAUCCAGCUCAAGAUUUAUUCCGUAGGGUAAGAUCAGCAAAUAUUGAGAAAUCCGGUGGGAGCAUUGCAGAAUCCAUAGACAAUAGUGAGGAGCUUAUAAAUCCAAGGGGCAGAACGACUGCAGAAGUUAGUUAUGAUGAAUGGGAUAGGUCAUCAAGAAGGAGUUAUUCUCCUGGUUCGAAUUAUUCAGCAUCCUCUGAUGUAGCUUCGGUCCCAUUGGUGAGGACUGCAAGGAGUGAAAGUGGGUCAGACUUAAGUGCACUUCCUCAUUUAAAAGAAGAUCUCCACCAUUCUUCUCCACCAAGUGUAUUACAGGAUGGAAGUAUUGAUGAAGCACUUUAUGAUCACCUUGAACAAGCGCUGGCUGAGGCUGAAAAUGCAAAACGAGAAGCAUUUCAUGAGGCAGUCAGGCGUGGAAAAGCUGAAAAGGAUGCUAUUGAUGCUAUACGGAGGGCUAAAGUAUCAGAGAGCUCGUAUGCUGACGAGUUGAGACAAAGGAAAGAAAUUGAGGAAGCACUAGCAAAAGAGAGAGAAGAACUUAAUAAAAUCAAGAACCUACACAAUGAAGCCAUGGAAGAACUGAAGGCUGCCCAUAAUCAGAAAACCUUGCUGGAGACCCAAAUUGAAGAAUCUAAUGAGAUGGUAAAAGAACUGGAAGAAAAAAUUUUCUCUGCCGUUGAGCUGCUAAAGAAUUACAAAAAAGAACGGGAUGAGUUGCAGAUAGAGCGUGACAAUGCACUUAGAGAAGCUGAGGAGCUGAGGAAAAAACAAGGAGAGGCUACAAGCACACACAUGCCUCAGUUCUUCUCUGAGUUCUCAUUCGCUGAAAUUGAAGAAGCUACUCACAACUUUGAUCCAUCUCUGAAGAUUGGAGAAGGUGGAUAUGGAAGUAUCUAUAAAGGUCUAUUGCGUCACACCCAAGUUGCCAUAAAAAUGCUAAAUGCAAAUAGUAUGCAGGGCCCCUCAGAGUUUCAGCAGGAGGUUGAUGUCUUGAGCAAGUUGAGACAUUCCAAUCUAGUAACACUUGUUGGAGCCUGCCCUGAAGCUUGGACUCUCAUUUAUGAAUAUCUCCCCAAUGGGAGCCUUGAAGAUCGCCUCAGCUGCAGGGACAAUACUCCUCCAUUAUCAUGGCAAACUCGAAUACGAAUUGCAGCAGAGUUAUGCUCUGUUCUCAUCUUUCUUCAUUCCAGUAAACCUCACAGUAUAGUACAUGGUGAUGUGAAGCCCGCCAAUAUUCUUCUUGAUGCCAACUUUGUUAGCAAACUAAGUGACUUUGGAAUCUGUCGUCUAUUAUCUCGUGUUGAAAGUUCCAGCAAUAAUACGACACUGUGCUGCAGAACUGAUCCAAAGGGUACUUUUGCAUACAUGGAUCCUGAGCUCCUAUCAACUGGAGAGCUUACUCCAAAAUCAGAUGUUUAUUCUUUCGGAAUUAUAUUGUUGAGGCUACUGACUGGUAAGCAAGCCUUGGGAAUUACAAAGGAGGUGCAAUAUGCUAUAGAUGCUGGAAAGUUAAAAACACUUUUAGAUCCUUUAGCUGGAGACUGGCCAUUUGUGCAGGCAGAACAGUUGGCUCAUUUGGCGUUAAGAUGUUGUGAAAUCAACCGUAAGAGCCGGGCAGAUCUUUCAUCAGAUGUUUGGAGGAUGCUUGAACCAAUGAGGGCUUCUUGCCGUGGUUCAUCAUCUUUCCGUCUGGGUUCUGAAGAGCACUGUCAGCCGCCUUCAUAUUUUAUAUGUCCCAUUUUCCAGGAAGUAAUGCAAGAGCCACAUGUUGCAGCAGAUGGAUUUACUUAUGAAGCAGAGGCACUAAGGGGAUGGCUGGAUAGUGGACAUGACACAUCACCUAUGACAAAUCUUAAGCUCGAACAUUUCAGUCUCGUCCCCAACCAUGCUCUUCGCUCUGCAAUUCAGGAGUGGCUACAACAGCAUUGAUAUUUUUAUGAGCUUUUGUUCAACAUAUUUUCUAUACUCCGUACGAGAAAAAUUAUACAAUAUAUAUAUAUAUAUAUAUAGUAAUAUGCAAAUAUGAUUUAUGGUUUUCUUCUAUCCCACGUUGGCUUUAGCAUUUGAAAGUUAAAUGUAGAACUCUGUUGCAACAUUAUAUUCUCAUCCUGUUGUACAUAGAAAACAGGAAAGAUGGUCGUUUUAGAUUAUACAUUUGAUUCUCCUAUUGUAUAGAAGAAGAUGCAUAUUUGUUCCAAAUGGUAGUUCAUAUUCUUUUAUAGCUUUAUAA